Molecule: messenger RNA, 1488 nt
Organism: Ochotona curzoniae (black-lipped pika)
Lineage: Eukaryota; Metazoa; Chordata; Mammalia; Lagomorpha; Ochotonidae
Gene: BRMS1
Product: BRMS1 transcriptional repressor and anoikis regulator
Exons: 10
Coding region: 177-950 (257 amino acids)
Biological process (GO): negative regulation of transcription by RNA polymerase II
Cellular component (GO): Sin3-type complex
Molecular function (GO): histone deacetylase binding
Source: RefSeq, a predicted model, not a curated record
AGAGCGUGCCAGUGCACCAGCCCAUAGUAGAAUCGGCUCCCAGAGGUGCCACCUCUCACCGGAGUUACUCACAGGAACAUGGGGACACGUUCAAACUGUUACCCCUGCCAGGAGGGAGGAAGUGAAGAUGAGAGGCCGGCGGCGGGGACUUAGUGGCCCCAGAAGAAGCACGAGACAUGAGACAUGAGGACAUUGUGGGCAGGCCCCAGAUGCCCAUCCAGCCGACAAGCAAGGACGCAGAAGAGAUGGAAGCAGAGGGCGACUCGGCGGCCGAGCUGAACGGCGAGGAGGACGAGAGUGAGGAGGAGCGGAGUGGCAGCCAGACCGAGUCGGAGGAGGAGAGCUCAGAGAUGGACGACGAGGACUACGAGCGGCGGCGCAGCGAGUGCGUGAAUGAGAUGCUGGACCUGGAGAAGCAGUUCUCGGAGCUGAAGGAGAAGUUGUUCAGGGAGCGGCUGAGUCAGCUGCGGCUGCGGUUGGAGGAAGUGGGGGCCGAGAGGGCCCCCGAGUACAUGGAGCCUCUCGGGGGGCUGCAGCGGAGCCUCAAGGUCCGCAUUCAGGUGGCAGGCAUCUACAAGGGCUUCUGUCUGGACGUGAUCAGGAAUAAGUAUGAGUGUGAGCUACAGGGCGCCAAGCAGCACCUGGAGAGCGAGAAGCUGCUGCUCUACGACUCACUGCGGGGCGAGCUGCAGGAGCGGAUCCAGAGGCUGGAGGAGGACCGCCGGAGCCUGGACCUCAGCUCUGAGUGGUGGGAUGACAAACUCAACGCCAGAGGCGGCACCAAAACCUGGGACUCGCUGCCCCCCAGCAAGAGGAAGAAGGCACCUCUGGUUUCCGGCCCUUACAUUGUGUACAUGCUGCAGGAGGUGGACAUCCUGGAGGACUGGACGGCCAUCCAGAAGGCGCGGGCAGCCGUGUCCCCUCAGAAGAGGAAAGCAGAUGGACCCUGACCCUGUCACCCCGGUCCAGGGGAUGCCUGGAGCAGCAGGUGGCCGUAUGGAACCCAGGCCGUGCAUUCUCUUGCUGCAGCAGACAAGGCAGACAGAUGAGCCCCGAGCCCCGGAGUGGGCCCAGCUGGUUGGCUGUGGCAUCGUUGCUGCUGCUGCUCCUGCUGGCUCCUCCCCUGCAGCCCCAGCUGGCACCUGUCCGCCUCCCUCUUCUGCCCUCCUCAGGCCCCCAAGCUGACCUGGGCCAGCCAAGACCAUCGCCUCCAUCCCUGGCCAGCUCCUCCCCUGGAGCUGCUCCUCAGUGCCCCGUCCCCACCAAGAGGGACCUUGACCUAAGCCAAAGCAACGUGAUCUUCCUGCUGAUCCUGGCCCUUGGCCUUCCAGCCGCAGGAUGCCCCUGCAGGGAGAGCCAGAAUGAGUUUUUGUUGUUUUAGGGAGGGUGUGAGGCUUAUGCACCAGGCUAGAGCUGGAGGUGCAAUGCCACGCUCCGCAGUUUCUCAGGGCCUACUCGCCAGGACUGGAAAUAAAAACCUUCCCUGGG